AGAUAGCUGGUGGCAGCAGGGACAGGACAGGGGGAGAGAGAGGGGCUGUUUCUCUGAGGCCAUGUAAGAUCUCCGGCUCCUCAUCCAGACUCAUCCAGACACAAAUCCAUUCGAUCGUAACAACAAGUUAUUUGCUCCAGAUGUGUAAUUUACUCUAGAAACUAAGUGUGUGUGGAGUCGAUCGUUCAUGAAGAAUCCAGCGCUGGAAGAAUCUGGAUCCAAAUAAAGUGCGUCCUUCAUGGACACAAACCAAGUCCAGAGGAAGACACCGGGACAGACCGAGCCCUGAGGACACCUCCGGUCCGUGUUCAUGUCAGGUGGAGGUGAAGUCUCACUGACGGAGCUCCAGCCUUCAUCCAGCUAACACAGCUUUCCUUUCUGACCCGCGCGUAAUUGCGCAGCGGCGGAGGCAUGAGCGGGGGUCGCUUCGAGUUCGACGACGGUGGAGCUUACUGCGGAGGCUGGGAGGGGGGCAAGGCCCACGGCCACGGCAUCUGCACCGGACCCAAGGGCCAGGGCGAGUUCUCCGGCUCCUGGAACUACGGCUUCGAGGUGGUGGGGGUCUACACCUGGCCCAGUGGGAACACCUACGAGGGCUACUGGUCGCAGGGGAAGCGUCAUGGUCUGGGGGUGGAAUCCAAAGGACACUGGAUUUACAAAGGGGAAUGGACUCAUGGCUUCAAGGGGAGAUAUGGCGUCCGGCUCAGUGUGGGCAGCGGAGCCAAGUACGAGGGGACGUGGAAUAACGGACUUCAGGAUGGAUACGGAACAGAAACAUAUGCUGACGGAGGUACUUUCCAGGGUCAGUUCACCGGUGGGAUGCGGCACGGCUAUGGUGUUCGUCAGAGCGUCCCCUACGGGAUGGCGGCCGUGGUCCGCUCCCCGCUCCGCACCUCUUUGACCUCCCUGCGCAGCGAGCACAGCAACGGCACCGUCCUGCAACAAGACAUCCCCCUCAUCACCACCACCAACGCCUCCGGUGAGGAGACGCAAGUCGCCACCCCCACCCACCUGGGACCGUCCCGCGGGGGCUUCGCCCUCACGCUCCAGGUGGACCCCGAGGCCGUGAAACCCAAGAAGAAGGGUCUGUUUCGCAGGGGCUCUCUGCUCGGCAAGCUGAGGAAGUCCGACUCCAGCAACUCGCUCUCCAGCCAGAAGAGUAAGCUCAGCUUCCUGAGGACAGAAUCCGCCCUGAGCUCCAACGCCAGCGACACCAACUCCACCAUCAGCAUCGGGGACGAGAGCCUGGCCGGGGCCGAGGAUUUCCCCCCCGUGGAGGCCGACAUCGACGCCACCACCACAGAGGUCUACAUGGGCGAGUGGAAGAACGACAAGCGCUCGGGAUACGGAAUAAGCGAAAGGUCCAGCGGGCUGAAGUAUGAGGGCGAGUGGAUGAACAACCAGAGACACGGCUACGGGAGCACCACCUUCGCAGAGGGAGGGAAGGAGGAGGGCAAGUACAUGAACAACAUGCUGGUGAAAGCCAUGAAGAAGAGGGUGAUCCAGCUGAAGGGAACCAAGAUCAAGCAGAAGGUGGAGCGAGCGGUGGAGGGAGCUCAGAGGGCGGCGGCCAUCGGAAAGCAGAAGGCCGAGAUCGCUGCUUCCAGGACGACCCACGCAAAGGCCAAGUCGGACGGAGCUGAACAGGCAUCUCAGGCGUCCAACAGCGAGUCCAGCAUCGCCCGGCUGGUCGCCAAGGAGCUCUCCCCCUCCUUCUACCAACCAGGUCCUGAGUAUCUGAAGAAGAGGAUGUUCCAGGAAGUGGUGGAGGGCAGCGAGAACACAGACAUUGUCAUGCAUGAGCCGCUGUUGUCUGAGGAGGAGCCCCCGCCGACCCCGCCCGAGAGCCCCCUCAUGAAUGAACUGGACAGCCUCAGGCCUGGCUCUUCUCCAGGCCGCACGCCCUCCCCCAGCCUGGGCAUCAUCAGCAAGGAAGACCCUAAACUCCUCAGUCCAGGGAGCUGGAAUGAGGACAGAACCAGUAAAGGUGGUGGCAGCAGAGGAAGCAGUAAACCCAACAGCCGGCCCAGCAGUCGCCCCACCACCCCUUCAAACCCUGCUCCAGCUGCCCCUGAAGGAGGAGGGGGGCCCAGCAGCCGCGGCCCCUCUCGGACCCCCAGCCGUCAGAGCAGCAAGAACGAGCAGGGCUCCGACCUGGAGAUCAAGCCCCUGCAGAAGUUUGAGUCAGAGUCCAAAGCUCCGGACGAGUCUCCCGUGGCCCCAGUAAGGAAUAGCCUCAUCUCCCACUAUGAUGAAGAAGAAGCUCCGCGCCCCUCUGCCAAGGCGCCCAAAGCUGUCACCCCCGAGCCCAAACCCGCAGAGAUCCAACCUGAGAGAGCCCCACCAGUCCCAGAGCCAGCGCCCAUCAUCUCCGAGAACAAGGUGGAGUCCAGGGAGGUGAGCAGGCCGUCCAGCAAAGCAGAGACAAAGCCGUUACCGAAACGACAACCCAGCCCAGUUCCGGUACCGAAACGGCAACCCAGUCCAGCUCCGGUACCAAAACGGCAACCCAGCCCAGCUCCGGAACCGAAAUGGCAACCCAGUCCAGCUCCGUCCCCGAAACCUGCACCCACCCCUGAACCUAAAGCACUACCAAAGCAGGUGGAAGCCGUCGUUGCUAAACCGGUUCCGAAGGUGGAUCCCAAAGUGGAAAGUCGACUGAAGCCCAUUGUGUCCAGCCCGCGUGAGGAGGCGACUGCAGAGUCUCUGGAGCUGGAGGGCCCGAACACCAUCAUGAUCUGCAUGGUGAUCCUGCUCAACAUCGGCCUGGCCAUUCUCUUCGUUCACAUUUUGUCAUGAGAUGUUUUCCUCCACGUCAGGUGAUCUACAGGUCGCCUGCGGUGAUGGAGAGAGAUAGCGUCCCUCCUCAGAAAGGAGCAGAGAUGGAAAAAGGCUACUGGCGGGAGAAGGAGAAGGAGGAAGGGGAAGAGGAAGAGGAGGAAGAGGAGGUGGAGGAGCAGAGCCCCAUGCAGGCGGCCACAGCUCUGCUCAAGGUUUUUCUCGGUGUGACUGUGUGAAGCUCUUUCCUCUUUCCAGAGCUGAGAGGAAGUGAAGGACAUUGACUGACAUGAUUCAUCUGGAUCUGGAGGUGUGUGUUAAAGGGUGGGGGGGCUGGAGGGCGGCAGCAGGGUGACACAAAGAAAAAGAAAAAAGGUUUAAAAAAUACACGUAUGAAGUUAACAAGUUAGUUAACUAGUGAACUUAGGUUCAGGAGCAGGGCCACGCUUCCACCUCUAGUCACCCGUCAACAUUUACCUGGUUCACACGUCACAGCAUCUCUUUGUUCACCCUCCUGGAGAAAGAGAAAAGUAGAGGGCCCACCCUCAUCCCUUCAUCCUCAUCCCUUCAUCCUCCUCCCCUCAUCCCUAUAUAGAUUUCCAUUCAAACCUUUGAAUCACUUAUUGCUGGGGCGUGGUCCUGAUGAAUGAUAAUUAUGUUUUGUCACAGGUUUGUAGUUGCCAGCUGCAGGAACGUUGCUCACAUACACAGACUUGAUAUUCUCUCCACCUGCAGCAGACGUGUGGAGGGUUUAAAGGUGACCAUGUUGUUUUGAUCACCUGCUUUGUCCACGGUUUGGUUGAGCAGCCGAGGAGGAUCCGUUAAGUAGGAGGCUGAAACUGUGUGUGUCAAAUACUGCUGCGUACUGAAUCUGAUGUUCUGUCAAGUUGUUGUUUUUCGCCCUGUUGCUCUUGACUGUCUUAAGAAAGACUCCAAAGCAUCAUGAGUUUUAUUUGCAAAAAAAAUCUGUAUUUGAGUCCAUGUGUGUUCGACACUGUGAAAGAUUCUGUUCUCUCGCUGCCUCCACUGUCACGCUGCUGCUUCGGUCCGGGAGCUGAGCCGCGGUAAGAGAUGGAACCAGGAAGGUCAAUGAGUUUCACUGCUCCUGUGUUUGUGUUUGUGCACUGCUGCUACACACCCGGGAGGUUCUAAAUGAGUUGGGACGGUUCUUCAAUAGGAUGAGCGAGCAGAACAUGGAGGCUGUAUGUUGUAGCAUGUUUGCUUUAGUCGACAGAAUCAUAUUCAUACAGCCGCAGCAGCAGCAGCAGGAGGUGGGAUGACGCGUUUGCCUGUAAGUGUUGUCACGUAUGUUCCAGUGUAGAGAACUUCCACUGCUUCAUAUUCAGGGCCUGUUGUGCUUUUAGAGCCAAACAUCAACUUUUGUACGCAUGAGGGCACUUUGUGUGUAUGGGUCUGUGUUUUUGUACCAUUUUGAAGUGCACAUCUUUUCAACGUUCAAAUUAUUCUGAUAAUAUGCAACCCCUGAAUUUAUUUAUUUCCCAAAAGGAGUAAGUCCGAUGACCUCGUGACCGUGAGCUGGAAGGAUCCUUAACGCCGUGUCUUACAUUGAGAGGAGCACUCUUCAUGUGUGCCGUCUAAUAUUUUCCCCGUGUUUUUCGUUUAGCCGUGAAUACAUGGGGAUUUUAAAAAGUAAGGUUCUUAGCUGCACCUUUAAAAAAUCUCCUAUGAUUUAAUAAUUGGAAAACAUUUUCCACUGGUAAUUCUGUCUCAGUUCAUUCAGCAAACUGGCAGAUUAACUCAGCCGAACGUGCAAUAAAACUAGUUUUCACACGGGUCAGUGUAAUGCUCAAGGCAUUUUUGUCCGUUUUAGUGCAUCAAAUAAAACUAAAUAUCAUUGCUGAAUAUGUCACAAGUGUUUGUGUGGCUGAACGUGGCCAAAACUACAAAACUCAGAUUAAAUAAAAACUUUUACAACA
Platichthys flesus (European flounder) is the source of this 4715-nucleotide messenger RNA. RefSeq names its product junctophilin 2 (gene jph2). NCBI's taxonomy places the organism in Eukaryota, Metazoa, Chordata, Actinopteri, Pleuronectiformes, Pleuronectidae. The coding region runs from base 412 to 2799 and encodes 795 amino acids. Gene Ontology annotation, cellular component: sarcoplasmic reticulum; plasma membrane; endoplasmic reticulum membrane. The record is from RefSeq and is a predicted model, not a curated record. The transcript is spliced from 6 exons.